Peromyscus leucopus (white-footed mouse) is the source of this 484-nucleotide messenger RNA. Its product is annotated as histone H2B type 1-H. Gene Ontology annotation, cellular component: nucleosome. The record is from RefSeq and is a predicted model, not a curated record. Gene Ontology annotation, molecular function: structural constituent of chromatin; DNA binding; protein heterodimerization activity. The transcript has a single exon. The coding region runs from base 56 to 436 and encodes 126 amino acids. Lineage: Eukaryota; Metazoa; Chordata; Mammalia; Rodentia; Cricetidae.
ACGUCCUGACUCUUAGUUGCUUUUCUGCCUGUUGUGGUUUCUUUUGGUUGUUGCCAUGCCUGAUCCAGCGAAGUCCGCUCCCGCCCCGAAGAAGGGCUCCAAGAAAGCCGUGACCAAGGCCCAGAAGAAGGACGGCAAGAAGCGCAAGCGCAGCCGCAAGGAGAGCUACUCGGUGUACGUGUACAAGGUGCUGAAGCAGGUGCACCCCGACACGGGCAUCUCGUCCAAGGCCAUGGGCAUCAUGAACUCGUUCGUCAACGACAUCUUCGAGCGCAUCGCGGGCGAGGCGUCGCGCCUGGCGCACUACAACAAGCGCUCGACCAUCACGUCCCGGGAGAUCCAGACGGCCGUGCGCCUGCUGCUGCCCGGGGAGCUGGCCAAGCACGCCGUGUCCGAGGGCACCAAGGCCGUCACCAAGUACACCAGCUCCAAGUGAGCGCGCCGAUCGCACUCUUAACCCAAAGGCUCUUUUCAGAGCCACCCA